CAUCUCAACGCAUUUAUUAUUCAAAGUCCACAUUCCUCAAGACGCACGUGGGUCUCUCUUACGUAUAUGUAGACUUAAAAUCGUGUGGAUUGGAAUCUCUUUCUCCAUGUAGCAGUACUAUAAAAGAUUUAGAAUGGAAAAGUCAAUUAGUAAUUGCCCACAGUGUAGAGAACCCUAUUCCAGUAGCUUACCCAAAACAAGUCAUUACAUGAGAUGUGGUUUGCCAUUGACUUUACAUUGUGGUCAUGGUGUUUGCUAUCACUGUAUAGUUUCCAAAAGAUCUCACCCAAAACGUGGCACUGUAUCGUCUAAUAAAGGCCCAGACUCCACCACCAUCAAUUGUGCAGUCUGUAAAUGUGUGUCUGUUAUUCCACACGAGGCUGUUCAAAAUGUGCUAGCAGUCAUCAACUGCUAUCAGUUGGGCCUGAUCCAGCUGAAUGAGCUGGGGAUUGAUAUGGCAGCGGAAAACAUUGGCUUUAGAGAUGGAUCUAGAGGAUUGUUUGUCCCCAGUAGCCCAGAACUGGUUUUGGAAAGACCCCAGCUACUUAAUCCCACAGGAAAAUGCCCCAUUCACAACACCUCAAUAGACUUCUGGUGCUACAACGAUGAAGUUCUGUUGUGUGGGGGUUGCAGGAUAUCUUGCCAUCUUGGCCAUGAUGUUGUCAGGUUGUUGGACAGGAACAAAGAGGAGCUAGAAAGUUUCUAUGGGGCGGCUGAAGAAGCGGUGGAAUUGGUCAGCAAUAUGAAGAAAACGUGCAGUUACAUCAAAGGACAGUCUGAGCGCGUGAAAUUAGAGUACGACCUACUCAUCAAACAGUUGCGAGGCCAUUUUGCCGAAUUGCACACCCUUUUGGCUUCCAGGGAACAGCAGAUGCAGCACGAGUUGUUCCAAAGAUUCCAGGAACGAACUGGCUCCCUCAACAACGCCGAACGUCACAUCCGGGAAGGCCAACUGGACUUGAGUAAGCGAUUGCAGAAGGCCACCAAGGCAGUGAGCAGCGACAUUCCGCCCAGUAGGUCAGCCAUCGCCCGUUGGACGGAAUCGAUCCGCCAGUCCAAUUCCUGCAAGAAUCUCGUUGACGAGACGCGGGAUAAUGUGAACUCGGUGACUCUGUCGGCUGUAUUUGAACCGGAUGAGGAGUACAUCCAUCACCUUCGCCACGAUUCGGUGGCCACUGUCAGUUCAGAGUACGAAGGCUCCUCCUAUUGGAAUCGCCUGCUCAGUCAGUUUGACGAUUUCAAGCAGGAAAAGGAUCGCCGAUCGCUGGAUCAUUUGAGUUCAAAUUCUCCUUGCGAACCGACCGAGAAGAAGAGGGCCCGGAAGCACAUGAAUUCGUCUCCUCUGGCUAUCAAUCAUUACGAGAGCGGCAUGCAGCUGACUGGACGUGUCGUCCACGACGAAGACAAAUGUUUCUACAUUCAAGUUCAUAGUUCUCCUAGCCCAGACGGCAAUGGAGGCCGCGAGGAGCUGAAAAAGCUUCAAACUCUUAUUCAAACCUGCGAAAAGAAUCCCGCGCCUCGGUUGAGCGAACUGCAAGUGGGUCAGCUGGUGGCCGGCCGUUUCCACGGAAAAUGGUACCGCGCCUUGAUCGAGGAGAUCAACUUUAAUUGUGACGAUCUGGCCAUCUUUUUCGUCGACUAUGGCAACCGUAAAUUCGCGACGGUUCAAACGAUUCGGCUGCUGGGCGACGGGAUGUCGGAUUUACCGGCUCAAGCCGUCCGCUGCUCUCAGGCGGAUUCACUGACGUCCGUUUCUCACAGCGAACCGAAAUUCGUCAACGUACAUGUAGUUCGUGUAGAUCCGGGCGGGGUUGGCCGAUCGGACGGCCAAGAGUACACCCUCUGGGUCACAGUGUGUCCGUCGCCGGUCGACGAGAACAUUACCAACACGAUCACUCCGCCCAAGGAGCCAGUGGAUCCUUUUACUGCGUAUACGCCGAUGAGUAUCCACAAAGCGGUGCGCACUCUUCCAACCCCACCUCCGCCGGAAGCGAUUGUGGCCAAGAGAAAGCGCUUCCCGGCCAAAGAUUGGGUUCCCAGGACUCCACGUGCAGGACCCUCAGAUCUCCCCUAUGAUCAUCAUCGCCCUGCUCCUGUUCCAUCCAUUCACUCCUCUGCGAAAUCGGCAUUCAGAGCCUCGCCAGUGCCGUCACAGUCGCCCGUCUACGUCCCGCCACCACCGGCCCUAUAUGAAGGACAAGAGAAUCGCUUCCGGACGAAAGUAGUCGUCAGUCACUUGAAUUCGACCGGAGAAUUUUACAUCCAGAUUGACAAGGCUCAAGAGACUUACGUCAACUUGACUCGGCAGCUGGACGAUCAUUUCGCCAACUCGUCGCUUUUGCUGGAGCAGUUGAAUCAGGCGGACAUGAAGACUAUCGGUUUGAUCUGCGCCGCCAACGUCGACGGCCAUUGGAAUCGCUGCCGGAUCGUGGACAUUGUUGACGACAAGACGGUGACACUUUACCUGACGGAUGUUGGCAAAAAGAUCAAAGUCGACUGCACGCAACUCUACCGGCUGAGUCAUCCCCGAUGGAUGGAAACGCCGGCACUGGCUUUGGAAUGCCGUUUGUGGGGCGUCCGCCCAGCUGGCCAUAUGACCAAAUGGUCGGGUUCUGCCACCGACAAGAUGAGAAAAAAAAUCAAGGAGUGCAGCGCUCUCUUCGUCCAAGUUUAUUUCGUCCGGGAGGAAUUAGACGACACUGGACUUUUCCAGUCUGUUCAUUACGUCCGGCUCUACCAUGAAUACAUCAAACACGGCGGCCCACUGGAAUUUGACCAGACGUUGACGGGUUGCAUUAACGACGAGUUGCUGGACCGGGGACUGGCCCUGAGGGAUCCUAUGCUGGUGACGCUGCAGCCUUCGCCCAAACGUUGGCUGCCCAGCGUGACUCUCCCGCCGGAAUUGGAAAGAGCUUUGCCCAUUUGGAUGGAUGACGACGGUCGGCUUUACUUCCAUCGUCCGACGGGACCUACCAAUCACGUGAGGGUCAUCAACAAGCUCAUCAACUGGCACUACGAAAAGUCGACGCCCACGCCGGCCGAUUUGGCCCAUUGGGUCAAGGAUGAGCCCUGCAUCGCUUUGGACACGGAUCGGAAAUUUUACCGGGCCGUCGUCUUGACGGCCGACGACGAGGCCACAUCGGCCACAGUUUUGUUUGUCGACUACGGCAACUCUGGGAAGGUUUCGUACGAGAACAUGAGGAAAUCCCUGCUCUGCUACGAGUAUCCAAUCCAGGCCAGCAGGUGCCGUCUUUCGAGAUACCCCGGACCGGAAACGAAGCCCACCGAAGACGAAUUGGAGAUGCUGCACCAGAUUCUGAUCGAUAAGGAGAUUACGGUGCGGGUUCUCGAACCGGCCACCAGCGGAUCCGAUCCCGUCGUCGACAUUUGGUUUCCCGACGAAGGAGCGAAAGAUCUCAAGGAUAUAUUCCAGCAAUUGCGCCCGGAAUACAGGUACUCUGGCACUCGUUCGAAAGCUUCUGGUUCUCCGGUGGAUUCGUCACCCCGCCCAUGUACUCCGGCGCCGACUCUUCCGCUGAGCACCGUCGACCUGGACGACUCGAUUUUCGACGCGAAUUCGUCCGAGUUCUCGGACGACGUGUACCCGAUUUUCAACUUUGAUGUUUUUCACGAGUCGAGAGAGAUGGACGUGUACCGGCCUCUGUUCAUCCCCCGCCGAGUUUCGCUGCCCAUCCGCAUCAUUUCAUUCGACUUCCAGCAAUGCCAGGGAGUGUUCAGUCCGGAGCGACUAAGUUUCGGCGACAGUCCGCACCAGUGGCAGGAGCAGGUGGAAGGUUACGCACGUCUCAGCUCCGAAUUGCAGAGAGCCGCGCCCCUUUUCCCGGACCUGGACGUUGUCGAAUCUGGGAGUCCGUGCACUUGUCGCUACCCGGAAGACGGUAGGUGGCAGCGCGGCAAGGUGCUCGGCUACGAUGACGAUAAUCUGGAAUACCUGCGAAUCGAGUUGGUCGACAUGGGAAUGACCGUCAAGUUGCGCAAGUACAAGAUCAAACAAUUGGCCACCGAAUACCUUGGCUUGCCUCGUCAUUCGGCCAAGGCCAAGAUGAGCUACCCUGCGGUCCCCUCUUCGCAUGCGCCCGAUCUCAGUUUUAUCCGCUCUCGCCAUAAGAAAGGCAAACACAGCUUCGUGUCCUUUUUCAAAGAAGUUAAUGAGCCUCUUCAGAUGAAAUUGUUGUUCAAGGACUGCCAAGGCAAAAUCAUUCCAGCCAUCGAGUAAUCCAGCGGAAGCGGGAAAUAUUUUUUUUUGGCGUCAAACGAAAAAGCGGCGGGUGAUAUUAUUUUGUGUUUCGUUUCCUAAAAUUUCGUUUUUUUCUUUCUUCCAAUCAAGAAAGAGAAUGG
Molecule: messenger RNA, 4359 nt
Organism: Daphnia pulicaria
Lineage: Eukaryota; Metazoa; Arthropoda; Branchiopoda; Diplostraca; Daphniidae
Exons: 11
Coding region: 134-4237 (1367 amino acids)
Molecular function (GO): zinc ion binding
Source: RefSeq, a predicted model, not a curated record